Messenger RNA from Pygocentrus nattereri (red-bellied piranha), 1700 nucleotides. RefSeq names its product karyopherin alpha 7 (importin alpha 8) (gene kpna7). Gene Ontology annotation, molecular function: nuclear import signal receptor activity; protein binding. Gene Ontology annotation, biological process: NLS-bearing protein import into nucleus. Gene Ontology annotation, cellular component: nucleus; cytoplasm. The record is from RefSeq and is a predicted model, not a curated record. Bases 94 to 1653 code for a protein of 519 amino acids. NCBI's taxonomy places the organism in Eukaryota, Metazoa, Chordata, Actinopteri, Characiformes, Serrasalmidae. The transcript is spliced from 10 exons.
UGUUUAGUUUGGCCUGCUCGGCCGGUCGUUUUGUGUGGGUCAUAUUUGGUCAUUUCUUCGUUUGUUAGUGGUCGCACAGGUUGACCCUUCACAAUGCCGACCGAGAACCUGAGCGACAAACGCAUGGCCAAGUUCAAAAACAAGGGCAAGGAGCCCACGAAAAUGCGUGAACGCAGAGUUGCGGAGUGUGUUGAACUUCGUAAAGCACAAAAGGUGGAGAGCAUCCUAAAGAGGAGAAACAUCUCAUCUCAGCCUGAUGAAGAGCCCCUGUCGCCAGAGUACAGCUCUGACAACCAACAGAUGAUGUCUGUAACAAUCCAGGAGAUUAUUGCCAACGUUAACAGUGACUGUCCUAAGAAACAGACGCAAGGCUGUCAGACGGCCAGGAAGCUGCUGUCACGGGAGAGGAACCCUCCACUGAAGGAGAUAGUGGAGGCAGGCCUGCUGUCCCGCUUUGUGGAGUUCUUGAGCAGGAACGAUAAUCCCACUCUGCAGUUUGAGGCUGCCUGGUCCCUCACCAAUGUGGCAUCAGGCACCUCAUGGCACACACAGCAGGUGGUUGAACAUGGAGCAGUGCCUGCCUUUAUCGCCCUCUUGGCCUCGCCCAUGCUCAACAUAAGUGAACAGGCUGUCUGGGCUCUGGGGAACAUUGCAGGUGAUGGCCCAUCAUAUAGAGAUGCACUUAUUGACUGCAAUGUAAUCCCUGCUCUACUGGCUCGCUUGACGCCCGAUGCCCCGACUGGCUACCUUCGCAAUCUGACAUGGACCCUCUCGAACCUGUGCAGAAACAAGAACCCUUUCCCUCGCUUUUCUGCCGUCCAGCAGAUGCUUCCCUCUAUUAUCCAGCUGCUUCACCAUAGCGACAAAUCCGUCUUGUCGGAUGCGUGCUGGGCUAUCUCCUACCUCACGGACGGGCCCAAUGAGAGGAUUGACGUUGUAAUUAAGACUGGAAUCCUUCCACGGCUGGUUGAGCUGCUGGGCUUUGAGGAGCUUGCAGUGGUGACUCCAGCACUGCGCUCCAUUGGGAACAUUGUGAGCGGCUCAGAUCUGCAGACACAGAUGGCCAUUGACUCAGGCGUGCUCAACGCUCUGCCCAAACUAAUGCGCCACCCCAAACCCAGUGUGCAGAAGGAGGCAGCCUGGGCUGUAUCCAACAUUGCAGCUGGACCACGCCAACAGAUCCAGCAACUAAUCACAUGUGGUCUUCUGGGUCCCCUUGUGGACCUCCUGAAGAAUGCUGACUUUAAAACCCAACGAGAGGCAGUCUGGGCAGUCACCAACUACACCAGUGGAGGAACAGUGGAGCAGGUGGUACAGCUUGUGAAGUGUGGUGGCCUGGAAGCCAUCCUAAAUCUACUUACAGUCAAGGAUGCCAAGACUGUCCUGGUCAUCCUGGAUGCUGUCAAUAACAUUUUCUUGGCUGCUGAGAAGCUAGGGGAGGUGGAGAAGCUUUGUCUACUGGUGGAAGAGAUGGGUGGACUGGAUCGCAUUGAGCUCCUUCAGAAUCAUGAAAACAAUGCAGUGUAUCGUGCCGCCCAAGGACUUAUAGAGAAAUACUUCAGUGAGAACGGUGAAGAGUGUCUGAAGACUGAAGCCACUGAAACGGACUUUGUUUUUGGACCAACUGAGGUUCAGAGAAGAUUUGACUUUUGACGUCUUAUGCAUUUCAGUUUUGGAUUAAAUAAAUAUUUUUUGCAGUA